CAUUUCAGUUCGUUAUCAAAAAGCACGUAUUAUAAAAUUUAUUUUAUUUGUAUUUUUGUCGGGAGCAAGCAAAAUGUCUCAAAGUCAUAUUGAAGUGUGAACCGUUUUGUACUUAAAAAGUGAUUGCUUGUCGUUCAGAAGCAUAAAAAUCAUCAAAAAAUGUCAGGAGUCUUGUUUGUUUGUCACAUUCCCUCGAAGGAGGUAGAAAAGAAGCUUCGUAGCAAAAAGAACAAACGCACUGCCGUAAAUGAGGAAAACGAAAAAGGCAAAGUCACGUUUGGGAGACGCACGAGAUCCGUAAGUGAGAGCACAACUCCUCUCACGACGCCGGAAAUGCAACGUUAUGGAACUUUUUUUAAGGAACAAGAAAGCGGCAGUACGGACGAAUUGGAAACGGAAUCUCUCAUGUCGGAAACGGCAAAUACGCAAAAAACCAGCGAAGCUUUGGCCCCGCCCGAAGAUAAAUUGUCCAAUAGAUCCAAAAGCUGUGAUCGUUUAAACCAGUUGGAUAAAGAUCCAAACGUAAUAAGAAAGUCUUGGGAAGGAGUCAAGGAUAUUUUGUCAUCGGCUCGCAAAAACAGCAGUAAAAAGCUGAUAGAGCCACCAGAUGAAGACCAUUUCGAGAAUGAACUUGGAUUACCACCCAAUGCUUACAUGUGUCAAAUAAUGUCGGCAAUACUGAAGGUCAAGAAUAUCCGACGAGCUAGUUGGUUGGAUACGAAAAACGGCGAAGGACAUCAAAUUUUGUUCAACAUUGAAUCUGGUACUAGAUGUGACGACACAAUCCGGCUUCUUAGUGAAUGGGGGGUAGGAGAAAGGGAAGGAACUUCGGUUGGCGUCUUACCUUGCACGAUGUAUUAUGAACCAAUUGUCGAUCCUUUGGAGGAAAAACCUGUUGAAAAACCCACUGAAACAAAGGAUGGUGCAUGGAACCGUCUCAUAUCGUCUGUUCGCGCACGUUUGAAUGUUGCUCAGAUCGUUCACGAAGUAAAAGCUAGUGCCGCUAUAACAUUUGAUUUCUUGUGUUUGGUUAUCGUUGCCAGUAUUUUAGCUGCUUUCGGUCUCGUGGAAGACUCGACACUCUUUUUGGCAGCUAGCAUGUUAAUUUCGCCACUCAUGGGUCCAAUUAUAGCGGCAACUUUUGGCACCGUCAUCAAAGAUCGCUCCUUGCAAGUGAUGGGCGUGAUAAACGAAAUGAUUGGAAUUUUCCUGGCAACGUCCGUUGGAUUCAUUUUUGGCAUUAUUGUGUGUAGUUUGGAUGAUCGUUAUGGCGUCGGUGAAGGUCUCACCAAUGAAAUUUUGAGUCGAUGCGAGUUACACUCGUUGCUUGUGGGAGUAUUAAUUGCUCUGCCAUCCGGAGCUGCAGUUGCGAUCGCCAUUUUGGGAGAAAAUACAGGAUCGCUGGUUGGCACAGCUAUUUCUGCAUCUUUGUUGCCGCCGGCAGUCAAUGCUGGUCUUUUGUGGGCACUUUCUUGUGUCUAUGUGCUUUUCGAGAAAGAUGGCACGCGCUACAAUUCCGUUAUCAAAACCAGCUAUUAUUCGAAUCAUCAAUCUAUCGAGUUGGCAAUUUUCGGUUGCAUCAGCAUGUGUGUAACCCUUACGAAUGUCAUUUGCAUUUACUUCAUGGGUGUGCUCUUUUUGAAAAUAAAAGAAGUCUCACCUGUCGCGUCGCGUGGACAACGUCAAUUCUGGAAGCACGACAUUAAAAUUGCUCGCGAUUACAAUAAAACGCUGCAUCCCAAUGACUCGUACACCACAGCACUUGCGGACGAGUUGGCUCACUUGAAGAUGCACGACAAGGAGAAUUUGCAUGGAAUCGGUGCCGAAUUACUGAGACCAGCGACUCACAAUCAAAAUACUUGGUCUCCAACGAUGCAUACGUAUCACCAUCUGUUUCAAGAUAAGCCGCACAUGCGAGACUUGGAAGCAAUUUAUCUGAGCUUGGCAUGUCCAACAACUACGAGCAACGAUUCCUGCAUCGAACGCUUUAUUGCGGCAAAUCGAGCGGGACCAAAUAAGACACCGCCCAAGUACAAGUCCAUCCCGGAUGAGGAAAUGCUCACACCAACAACACGACACACCAGUGAUCCGAUUAAAACGCCCCAAAGUUCGGGCAAUAAAAAUUCAAAGGCACCAAGUAGCUCAUUUCCCUUCGUUUCGCGGUUCAUUAAACACGAUAACUCAACGGGAGGCGCUAAACGUCGAUUUACCGUACUUCCGGUUGAAGAUCCACUCAGACCUUAAUGAAACGAGCUGCACCAUUUUCGCAUUCGAUAACAGGUACAAAUACCCAAAUACAAAUUCAAUUUUAAUGAGUUUAAAUAUAAAUUUAUUAUUUAAUCAUGUUCUUUCUUUACUUUUUUUCACUUGUUCGU
Molecule: messenger RNA, 2375 nt
Organism: Culicoides brevitarsis
Lineage: Eukaryota; Metazoa; Arthropoda; Insecta; Diptera; Ceratopogonidae
Exons: 4
Coding region: 160-2244 (694 amino acids)
Source: RefSeq, a predicted model, not a curated record